UGUUCGCGCACAGACAGAGCUUUAUAUUAAUUUCUCCACAUGCAACUGUAACCUCGGAGAAUCAUCCAUGACAUCCUCACUCAGCGAGUGUGUGCAAGAAGUAAAGCGCGACCUUCCUCCUCCUGCCAAAGUGAGGACCACUGCCUUCAGCGAGCUGGGCUGCACCUGAGGACCACUGCAGCAGUGCAGGGCAUCUCACAUCUGCCCCGGAACCGAGCGUAGGUGGAGCCUCCGCGUUACUCAUCAACCCAUCGGCUCCGCUUAGUUUCGCCGCAGCGAUGGGACCGCGCGCGACCUCAACAUCUGCACCCGCUUAGCCGGUGUCUCGCGCCUCCGUCCUUCUUCCUUCCUGUUCUUCCACCUUCCACCGGACCGAGCUCCCGGAAUCCAGCAGCGGCCAAACUGAUCAGUGAUGGAGCACAACAACAACGAGAGCAUCGAUCCCAGGUGCCUGCUCCAGCAGCCGCCCCUGGCCGCAGACAUCCUGAAAGAACUUGAUGCCUACGGUGUGGCACUUUACGCCAUUCUGACCAUCAUGGCAUCUCUUUCCAUGCUGGUCUUCAUCGAUGGAGCAAUCUACGUCUACAGGAAGGUCGAGUAUCCCAAAAAGACUGCCAUUAUAUGGAUCAACGGAGCAGCACCGGUCAUUGCCACCAUGUGCUGUCUGGGAAUGUGGAUUCCAAGAGCCACCAUGUUUGCAGAUAUGACAUCGGGCUCGUACUUCUCCAUCGUGGUGUAUCAGUUCCUGCUGCUGCUGAUAGCCGAGUGUGGCGGGGAUGAGGGCUUCCUGCGACGCUUCAGGAACACCCGUCUGAAGAUCAGCACAGGACCCUGCUGCUGCUGCUGCCCCUGCCUGCCCACAGCGCCCAUCACGUGGCGGACACUGUUCCUGUUGAAGUUGACAUCCUUCCAGUUUGCGCUGAUGAAACCCGUCUUAACCAUAAUAUCCAUUGUGCUGUGGACCAACGGAAACUUUGACCCAUCGGAUUACGGGAUCACAGGAGCUGUGGUGUGGAUCGGCCCCCUUCUGGGGGUUCUCACCAUCCUUGCUCUCUGGCCAGGAGUCAUGACGUUCAUGCACCUGUAUAAAACUCUCAGCAGCCAGAACAUCAUCCCAAAGUAUGCCAUGUACCAGUUGGUGCUCAUAUUCAGUCAGCUGCAAACGGUCAUCAUCAAUGUCCUAGCCCUGAAUGGCGUCAUUGGCUGCUCCCCACCACACUCCCCUCAGGCCCGCGGGUUCUUGAUGUGUCAGCAACUCCUCAUCCUUGAAAUGUUCAUCAUCACCAUGGUGACCCGAGGCUUGUAUAGGCACACUUACAAGCCUCUGCUGCCUGAAGAUGAAUAUGACAGCGACAACGUGAACACCAAGCUCAAUGUACACUCUGAACAUGGAGAAGCUUAGCGGUGUGUAUAUGUGCGCAUAUGUGCGCGUGUGCGUCUGCGUGUGUGUGCAUUCAAAUGAACGUAUAGCAGUUUUUCAGCUGAAAGAUAUACGCUCAGCCCUCAUGUAACGGGGUCCAGUACAAUGAAAAACACUCCAAUGAUUUAUGAAAAUAUAUUUCCUUUUUUUCAUACAAUAUUCUUAUGAUUCAGUACAAUACAGUGCAUUUUUCUAUGUUAUUUAUUCAUUUUGCUUCCACAACUGGUGUGUAAAGAGUUAAUACAAGAAUGGCAGUGGCCUUUACUAUGUGCUAUUUCAGCCAGCAGCAGUUUUUUAAAAGAAACCCUUUAGGCCCAAUGCGGUGCACUCGCUGUGCUGAUUUUAGUCUGUCUACAAGCUGGUAUAAGGACAGCAGUUUAAAAAUCGGUAAAACAUUAACUGCAAUCUUUAUAAAACGGUGAAAGACUUCAUUUCAGUGCCGUCUCCUCAUGAGCGUGUUUGCAGUACUGUUCUUUAGUUCACGAACGCCACACUCACUUCAGGUGGCUGCUACAACAGUGCCCCUCAAAUGCAAAAACUCAAAAAGGGAGUGUUUUAAAAUGAGAUAAACCACAAGAUGUGGAGUACUAGGGUAAAACUUUCUUCAUGCAGUAAGAUAUACAGUAAAUCGGAGUAAAAGAUAAUGAAGAGGCUUCUUCAUCAGGGCUUUCUUCUCUUCGUAGUUCAGCGUUACCUCCGGCGAGGGGGAAAAUAGUUUUUCUAAAUAUCGUUCAAACCAUGUCUAAAAUAUCAAAGAAACUAAACAAGUGGUAAUUCAUAAUGAAUGAAUUAAUGAAAAUUCAAUAUUAAAAGUAAAGCUAGACGUAAUUUCUGUACGCACACGCUGUCUGAAACUGCUGGUCCCGACAAACCGGGACCUAACCCAGCAAACACAGGGCGCAAGGCUGGAGGGAGAGGGGACACACCCAGGACGGGACGCCAGUCCAUCACAAGG
Molecule: messenger RNA, 2375 nt
Organism: Scleropages formosus (Asian bonytongue)
Lineage: Eukaryota; Metazoa; Chordata; Actinopteri; Osteoglossiformes; Osteoglossidae
Product: organic solute transporter subunit alpha-like
Exons: 8
Coding region: 413-1402 (329 amino acids)
Source: RefSeq, a predicted model, not a curated record